AUGCUGCCGCCAGGGCGAAACGGCACCGCCUACCGGGCGCGGUCCCGGCAGCAGCAGCUGGCGCAGGGGGGCGCCGUGGGGGGCUCGGAGAGGGCGGCGCUGCUGGCGCCAGCGCAAGUGGUCACGGCCGGCCUCCUGACCCUGCUCAUCGUCUGGACCCUGCUGGGCAAUGUGCUGGUGUGCGCGUCCAUCGUGCGCAGUCGCCACCUGCGCGCCAAGAUGACCAACGUCUUCAUUGUGUCUCUGGCUGUGUCUGACCUCUUCGUGGCGCUGCUGGUCAUGCCUUGGAAGGCGGUCGCCGAGGUGGCCGGUUACUGGCCUUUUGGGGCCUUCUGCGACAUCUGGGUGGCCUUCGACAUCACGUGCUCCACCGCCUCCAUCCUGAACCUGUGCAUCAUCAGCGUGGACCGCUACUGGGCCAUCUCCAGGCCCUUCUGCUACGAGUGCAAGAUGACGCAGCGUGUGGCCUUGGUCAUGGUCGGCCUGGCGUGGACCUUGUCCAUCCUCAUCUCCUUUAUCCGAGUCCAGCUCCACUGGCACAGGGACAAGAUGGGCUCCUGGGGGGACCCGCCAUCUAACCUGGUCAACGGGACGCCCUGGGAGGAAGCCGGGGAGCCAGACUUGAGGGCGGAAAACUGUGCCAGCCUGAACCGAACUUAUGCAGUCUCCUCCUCGCUCAUCAGCUUCUACAUCCCGGUGGCCAUCAUGAUCGUGACCUACACGCGCAUCUACCGCAUCGCCCAGGUGCAAAUCCGCAGGAUUUCCUCCCUGGAGAGGGCCGCGGAGCACGCGCAGAGCUGCGGGAGCCGUGAGGCCUGUGCGCCCGACACCGGCCUGCGGGCAUCCAUCAAGAAGGAGACCAAGGUCCUCAAGACCCUAUCGGUGAUGAUGGGGGUCUUCGUGUGCUGCUGGCUGCCCUUCUUCAUCCUUAACUGCAUGGUCCCUUUCUGCAGCGGACACCCCGAGGGCUUUCCCUGCGUCAGCGAGACCACCUUCGAAGUCUUCAUCUGGUUUGGCUGGGCCAACUCCUCCCUCAACCCCAUCAUCUACGCCUUCAACACUGACUUCCGGAAGAUGUUUGCACAGCUGCUGGGUUGCAGCCACCUCUGCUCCCGCACUCAGGUGGAGACAGUGAACAUCAGCAAUGAGCUCAUCUCCUACAACCAGGACACCGCCUUCCACGAGGAUAUCGCAGCUGCCUACAUCCAUAUGAUCCCCAACGCGGUGACCCCGGGUGACACGGAGAUGGACCCGGAGGAAGAGGAGAGCCCUUUCCGUCGUACGUCCCAGAUCUCUCAGACGUCCCCAGAUGGUGACCCUGCUGCCCGGUCUGUCUGCGAGCUGGACUAUGAGGGGGAGAUUUCAUUAGGCAAAAUAACGCCUUUCACCCCAAAUGGAUUCCAUUAA
Messenger RNA from Eubalaena glacialis (North Atlantic right whale), 1407 nucleotides. RefSeq names its product dopamine receptor D5 (gene DRD5). Gene Ontology annotation, cellular component: plasma membrane. The record is from RefSeq and is a predicted model, not a curated record. Lineage: Eukaryota; Metazoa; Chordata; Mammalia; Artiodactyla; Balaenidae. Gene Ontology annotation, molecular function: G protein-coupled receptor activity; dopamine neurotransmitter receptor activity. Gene Ontology annotation, biological process: adenylate cyclase-activating adrenergic receptor signaling pathway.